Fusarium redolens is the source of this 3914-nucleotide messenger RNA. RefSeq lists its product as uncharacterized. The record is from RefSeq and is a predicted model, not a curated record. The coding region runs from base 236 to 3733 and encodes 1165 amino acids. Gene Ontology annotation, molecular function: protein binding; ubiquitin protein ligase activity. NCBI's taxonomy places the organism in Eukaryota, Fungi, Ascomycota, Sordariomycetes, Hypocreales, Nectriaceae. The transcript has 2 exons. Gene Ontology annotation, biological process: ubiquitin-dependent protein catabolic process; protein polyubiquitination.
CCAUCCCCACCAAAACAUCUCCAAACUCCGAACGCGGCAUUGGGCAGAUAGCAUCUAAAAUAGACCAGGCCGCCGCGCUGACUGAGCUUCCACGCUGAAUCUUCUAGAAGCAGGGUCGACACAUAUUCACGACGAAUUCGACGGUUGGGCCAUUCAACCAUGAUAUCGUUGCCUAAAUAAACUCUCUGCUCACUGAACCUCAAACUAUCCUCCCGCUUGCUCCCGCAUCAUAACCAUGUUCUCGACAUUCACGGGCAACUCGAGACGCCCUCGAAAUGUCAACCUUAGCGGCGCCACCGGAAAUCCCUUCAAUAAUACUUCGUGGUCGCCAUCUGCCGUUUCGAACACAACAAAGACUGUUUCAAAUGCACAAGCCGAGCGUGAGAGGCGACAAGCCGAGCGAACAAGACUAAAGGCGGCUGGCAAGAUACAGAGAAUAUGGAGAGGCUAUAAAACGAGAGCUGAGCUGAAGGAGUCUCAGAGGAACACCUUUGAUGCUCUAUACAAGCCAGGAUCCUUCCCGAAUCCUUCUGAGAGGCUUCCAAAAGCAUUCACGCUGCUUCUGUCUUUCUUCAGCCUGCGACGGGAUGACGACAUACAACGAGCUAUUUGUUAUGCACAUGAUACCGAGUCUGUGAAUCUCGAAGGAAUUACUCCUUCAAAUGUUCAUCCGUCACGAGUAGGAUGCCUUGUUCAACUGCUUUUAAAGGCCCUAGACAAAUCCUUAUCAAUAGGGUACGUGAUUACGUUUAUCACUAGUUCCAUCUGGCCCUUGUCUAACCAACCUGUAUACAGAGAUCUUUCUGGCGAUACCCAUCUCCUUUUUAAGCUCGUUCUUCGCAUCGUUACGAAAUACCCCGAAUUGGUCAUUCCCACAAUCGACAGUUACUAUACAGUAGUCGCCAAGCUAUGUCAGUUUCAGAAGCUCAGUGGGCAGUGGCAAGAUGUUAUGCUUCAAGCCAUUUCUAGGCCACUCGAGGCAGCCUCCCACGAAGGGACAUCACAUGUUUAUCGUGCAUACGCCUUCUCAUUCUUAGCCAACAAUAACUUGCACUUCUUUGAAGAAAAUAUCUCCACCCUAUCUAACGCAGUCAGACUUUCUGAUCUUUCAGAGGCGAUAGUUACAGGACUAUCCUCUCCCUCGAGCGAGAAACACUCUCAGGAUGCUCAACUCUGGCAGCUCGCCCACUUCAUCGAUUUGAGUCGUUUGAACGCCAACAAUAGUAGCGGCUCGGGUGUUUUGGAAACGCUUUACACUCAAUUAUCUGGUCUUUCUUCUACCAUCAGUCUCCGUUUGUUGGCAAAGUCGACAGAUGGCGACGAGAAUAACUCUGAAGAGCCUCUCGUGCCAUCACUAGAUCCUUAUAUCACUACUAAACUCAUGUCACUAGUGGACAGCAAUGGCAUUUCACAAACGUUACACGAAUUCUCGACUAACUUGGCGGGAUCCUCAUCGCAAGAGUAUCAAAGCACGAGCUUUUUGGCUGGGUAUAUCUUGACCCUACUCCGAUGCUUCCCUGCAAACAGCGAUGACAUACGUAUGCGCCUCUUCCUUGAGGAAAUUCCUACGGUCUCGGGUGAUGUCUCAACGAUAAAGUUUCUCUGGCACAUUAUGAGCCAAACGGCGGUCUUCCAGAAGUUGAGGAUUGAGUCAGAGCCCCCGCUCGACGUCCUCCGCAGAUAUCUGGGUGUUGCAUCAGAGACUUCGAGUUCCCUGGAAGAGGAACAGGAUUGGCGGAUUGUCCUCUUGUUCCUUGAACUGUAUAUAUUUAUUCUUCGUUUGAGCGAUGAUGAGGAUUUUUUCAGUGGUAUUGACCCACGGAUCAUGGAGCAAAACCCAUCAAUAUCCCGCAUUCGAUCUUGCAGCCUGUCCCUGGAGGACGUCAAAAUGCUGACAAGCUUUCUGAAGAAUACUGCAUUUACUCUUCACUAUAAGGCUCAAGAACUCUCCAAAUCCCGUGGUGAUCUGGAGGCAGCCUCCAGAUAUCGUAUUGACACCUAUUUUGGUUCUGAGCAAUCUUCAGCAAUGAUAUCAGAGGGGCCUUCACCCACAAAGAGUCCAACAAGACUUGAUAUUGACAGCCUGCGAAACAUUGUUACAACAGCUAUGAAAAUGCUGUAUGAAAGAGAUUCGAGGAAGCAAUUCCUUCCCACAGACCAUUGGCUUAUGACCUCAAAACUAGACCAGUCAGACUUCAUCAGUGCUGUUAUUGCAGAGGAAAAGCGACAGAUCGAUGAAAACUCCGAUGACAGCGAUGUCGAGGAUAGCGAACAUGGGGAUGGUCCAGGUCUUUACUCAACUAUUGUUGGCCAGCGACUGUCACGACAUGCAAGACUCGAGCAACUGAAAGUUCAGCAGAUUCGGAGUCAGAGGGAGCGCCGACAAGCAGAGAUGAAGCCCAAGCUGGAGAUUUUAAAGCACAUGCCGUUUGCAGUUCCUUUCGAAACUCGUGUUCAAAUCUUUCGCCACUUUAUCCAACUAGAUCGGGAGCAACGAGGGGAUAACAGCCAGUCCCAUUUUGGCGGUCCGUAUGCGAAACACCAUGCACGAAUUUCACGCAACAGUCUCUUUGACGAUGCAUAUAAGCAGUUCUACGAGAUAGGGGAAGGUCUGAAGGAUCUUAUCCAGAUCACAUUUGUCGAUCAGUUCGGUGCCGCUGAGGCUGGUAUCGAUGGAGGAGGUGUUACCAAAGAGUUCCUUAUCAGCGUAACGACAGAAGCGUUCGGUGCUGAAGGUGGUAGAGGCAUGUUCACUUCGAACGAAAAGGGACUUCUGUACCCUGAUCCCACAGCCCUCGACGUUAUUCGGGAAGAAAUGCGCCAUGCCGGAAUGACAGAAGCUGACAGCACAUUUCGAGAUAUGAUGUCAGAUUUACUCAAGCGAUUUGAAUUUCUUGGCAGGAUCGUGGGCAAAUGCAUGUACGAGGGCAUUCUCGUUGACCUAGCUUUUGCUGGCUUCUUUCUCCUCAAGUGGACAUCGACAGGGCCUAACGAUGAGAAUACUUAUAAAGGCAGUGUGAACGAUCUUCGAGAUAUGGAUGAGGAACUCUACAGAGGCAUGCUACGACUCAAGAAUUACCCUGGAGAUAUCUCUGAACUGGGAAUCGACUUCACCAUCGAGGACCAAGUCUCAGACCCUAAAGAUCCAGUGAAGACUGUCACCAGGAAGCUGAUAGCCAAUGGCGAUCAGAUCCACGUUACGAACGACAACCGACUCUUAUACAUCUCGUAUGUCGCUCGGCACCGUUUGGUUGUUCAACCAGCACCACAGACCUCAGCCUUCUUGCGCGGUCUAAGGUCUAUUAUCCGCCCCUCGUGGCUGUCUAUGUUUAAUCAGUCGGAGCUGCAGCGUCUUGUCGGCGGUGACUCAUCCGAGAUCGAUAUCGAUGAUCUCCGGAAUAACACCAUCUACAGCGGCUUAUACGAAAUUGGUGAUGACGGUGAAGAGCAUGAAACAAUCAAGUUGUUCUGGAAAGUCAUGCGUAGCUUCACAGAUGCUCAACGCCGUGAUGUUCUCAAAUAUGUCAGCUCGACACCCCGAGCCCCUUUGUUGGGCUUCUCACAACUGAGACCAAUGUUCAGCAUUCGAGACGGAGGAACAGACGAGGAGAGACUACCAAGCACCAGCACAUGUGUUAACCUGCUCAAGCUACCAAGAUACACUUCAGAAGCGACGCUUCGCGAGAAAUUGCUUUAUGCUGUGCAGUCGGGGGCAGGUUUUGACUUGAGUUAAACAGGGCUUGGUCCGCUUUUAAUGAAUUAGGAGGCAAAUGACGGGUAUGGUUUGAUUUGCAUUAACAUCAGGAAUGGCUGUUUGGGAGUUAUGACUAUGAAUGAGACAACAUAGCGGCUAUCGGCAUAAGUAUUGUACUUACUUGGUCAUUAGAUUAGCAAUCACACUGGAUGUUUAUGAC